This is a messenger RNA of Ichthyophthirius multifiliis, 1844 nucleotides long. Its product is annotated as phosphoenolpyruvate carboxykinase, putative. Gene Ontology annotation, biological process: gluconeogenesis. The record is from RefSeq and is a predicted model, not a curated record. Lineage: Eukaryota; Ciliophora; Oligohymenophorea; Hymenostomatida. Gene Ontology annotation, cellular component: cytosol. Gene Ontology annotation, molecular function: phosphoenolpyruvate carboxykinase (ATP) activity; ATP binding. The transcript is spliced from 7 exons.
AAAAAAAAUCUAAAAAAAAAUAAAAAAUGUUAAGUAAAAUAAUCAGAAGAGGUGGAGCUUAGUUGUAAGGCGACCACAACUACUAUGGAUUAGAAAAAUAUGGUAUUACACACAAGAAUAUCCUUUAUAACUUAAGUGUUGGUGAAUUAUACGAAAUUGGAACUAAGAAAAUUCCACCAUGUGAUCCUUGGACUGCUAACAAUUCUAUAAGUUCAACUGGUGCAUUGUGUGCUUAUUCUGGAUAAAGAACAGGGCGUACUCCUCAAGAAAAGAGAAUCGUUUUGGAUGAAACAACGAAAGACACUAUAUGGUGGGGUCCAGUAAAUAUUCCCAUUAAUCCCGAAAGUCAUGCUUUCUGUAAAGAUAUGGCUAUUAAAUAUCUUAACACAAGAUAAAGAUUAUAUAUAGUUGAUGGCUAUGCUGGAUGGGACCCAAAAUACAGACUUAAAGUAAGAAUUGUAUGCAGUAGAUCUUAUCAUGCUUUAUUUAUGAAAAAUAUGUUAAUUAGACCAACUAAUGAAGAGUUAAUGAGAGACUUUAAAGACGAUAAAAAUAUUGAUUUCCAUGUUUUCAAUGCUGGUGAAUUCAAAUCUCCUCUCCCUAUUAAAGAUGUUACUUCUGAAACAACUGUUUAAGUUAACUUUAAGGAAAACUAAAUGAUUAUUUUAGGUACUUAAUAUGCUGGAGAAAUGAAAAAAGGUAUCUUCGGAGUUAUGCAUUACAAAAUGCCUUAAAAAGGAGUUUUGUCUUUACAUUCUUCUGCUACUGAAGGUAAAAAUGGAGAUAUUACUUUAUUCUUUGGUCUUUCUGGAACUGGAAAAACUACACUUUCGGCUGAUCCUUAAAGAUAACUUCUUGGUGAUGAUGAACAUUGCUGGAGUGAUAAUGGAGUCUUCAAUAUUGAAGGCGGUUGUUAUGCCAAAUGUAUUGGAUUAACAAGAGAAAAAGAACCUGAAAUUUAUGAUGCUAUUAAAUUUGGUGCUGUUUUAGAAAAUAUCAAUUUUAAAGAUUCUAAAAAUAGAAUCGUUGACUACGAUAAUGUUGAUAUUACUGAAAAUACAAGAGCUUGUUAUCCUUUAGAACAUAUUCCUAAUGCUAAAUUCCCUUCAGUAGGAGGUCACCCAAAAAAUAUUAUUUUUUUAACUUGUGAUGCUUAUGGCGUAUUACCCCCAGUUUCUAAAUUAAAUUCUAGCUAGGCUAUGUAUCAUUUCAUUUCUGGUUACACUGCUAAAGUUGCAGGAACUGAAGUAGGAGUCGUUGAACCUUAAGCAACCUUUUCUUCAUGCUUCGGUGAAGCUUUCUUACCUUUACAUCCUACACUUUAUGCUGAUAUGCUUGCAUAAAAAAUGAAAUAACACGGAUCUAACUGCUGGCUUGUUAACACUGGUUGGAGUGGUGGUAAAUAUGGAGAAGGAAAAAGAAUGAGCUUGAAAGUAACAAGAAAAAUUAUUGAUGCAAUCCAUAGUGGAGAAUUAGAUAAAGUAUAAUAUACUAAUUUACCUAUUUUUAACUUGUAAGUUCCUACUUAAUGCCCUGGAGUAGACUCUAGUAUUUUAACUCCAAAAAAUACAUGGUCUAAUAAAUCUGCUUAUGACUCUGAACUUAAAAAACUUGGUAAUAUGUUCUAGAAGAACUUUAAAAAAUAUUAAGAUAAAGCUUCUAGGGAAGUUAUUGAUGCAGGUCCUUAAAUUUGAAAAAAAAAAAUUAUAGAUUUUUAUAUGAAAAAAUAUCAAUUUAUAAUUAUUUUGAUAUUAACAAAACAGUUUUUUUAUAUGUUUUUAUUUAUUUAUUUAAUGAAUUAAUGAAUUUUUAUUAAUUUUUAUUUAAACAAUUUAAAAAAUAUU